Caenorhabditis briggsae is the source of this 750-nucleotide messenger RNA. Gene Ontology annotation, molecular function: calcium ion binding. Gene Ontology annotation, cellular component: endoplasmic reticulum. The record is from RefSeq and is a predicted model, not a curated record. The coding region runs from base 1 to 750 and encodes 249 amino acids. The transcript is spliced from 4 exons. Lineage: Eukaryota; Metazoa; Nematoda; Chromadorea; Rhabditida; Rhabditidae. Gene Ontology annotation, biological process: calcium-ion regulated exocytosis.
AUGGCUAAUCCUAUCCUCUGCCUUCUAUUAGUUAGUCUAGCUCUUUCGGCUCCAGUACCUUUGCCGUUGGAGGAAGACUUCAAUGUAUUCCAUACUAAACAAGAGAAUCAUGAACAACGAUUCCUUCGUGUCGAUCAGAACAAGGACAAAGUUGUCACUUUCGACGAAUUCCUUCAUAUGGAGUUGGCUUAUGUUGAUGCCAAGAAAGAAGAGUUCGACACUCUCGAUAAGAAUCACGAUGGCAAAGUGAGCUUGGCCGAAUAUGAAGAGCACUUCCACGAGGCAUCUAGCAAGAGUGAGAAAUCAAGAACCGCAUACUUCGCCAAAGUUUUCGAGGACUUUGACGAAGACUUCAACAUGGCUUUGAGCCGCGAUGAACUUGAACGAGUGCUAGCAGAAAGAUUCCUGGUGAAGCCAAGAGAAAACUUCCCAAAACUCUUCUUCAAGUUCGAUGUGGAUAAGUCUGGAGGCUUGGAUUUGACAGAGUAUAUGAAGUUCGACGCUGAAUUCCCAUUCGAUCAAACUGAUCCAGUCGGUGGAGGACCAUCCAAGGCUAACAGCCAUCACAACCAAAUGCACACUGAAGUUCCACAAGAUGCUGAUGCUGCUGCCAUCGCCGCCGUUCUCGCUCAAGCAUCCCCAACACUGAAUAAGGCCCCAGCUGGAGUAGCUCCACAACACAAUGCUCCAGGUCUUCAUCCAGUUGCUCCAGGAUCUGUUCAACCAGCUGUUCCAAUUAAGAAAAUCUAA